GACGGGAGUGGUGUUAAGCAGCAGCGCAGCGCUGUGGCGAUGAGGACACUUUGACCUGGGCGCAUCAGCGUGCAGCGUCGCACACGCGUCGCAGCCAAUCACGACGCGGCCUCGAGCCGGCGACUGCGGCGCUCGUCGUCAGACAGAACAGGGCCGCCGCCGCAUCUGCACCUACGCCCACGCCCACGCCCACACCCGCACAGGUACCAUGGCCGCACUGCGCAUGCCCACGCUGCGGCACCUCGCCCGCCAGGCACCCGCCAGCCCGCGAGCGUGCCAACGCCGCUGGGCGCGCGUGCAGGACGUCCGCUUCCACGCAACCCACGGCGCCCAGGAGCGCAUCCUCGCCAAAUACCGCGACAAGCUCGAGUCUAAGGCGCGCGAGGAGGGGCUGCCUGGCGUCCCGGAGCUCAAGGAAGCCUACAAGGACCGGAUCCAGGAGCUCAGGAAAGAGGCCUCUGUGCCUGGAGCCACCGCACCCUUGGCCGCCAGCGCCGCGCCCUCUCCCCCUCUACAGUCGCCGUCGCCGUCCUCCCGCACAGCAGCAUCCGCCUCAGCUUCGCCCUGGCCCGCACCGCCCCCUCCACCGACCCCGCGGUCCGCUUCGUCGGCCAGCUCGAAGCCGCCGCCUGGCGUCAAGACGCUCGACUCCUUCCUCGCCCUCGACAAGAUCACGUCCCUCCCCGCCAAAGAGAUCCAAGUCCUCUGGCGCCUCCGGCACGCCUCCAACCCGCAAUCCGUCCACUUCUCCCUCCCGUCCGCGACCUUCACUGCGCUCCUCGCGACCGCCCAGCGCCAUCCCUCCUUUGUCUUACCUCUGCCCCGCGAAGUGCCUGCCGAGCAAUUGCCUGAGGCCGACCUCGAUGUUGCGCAAUCGCAGACUGCCGCUGAGCUGCACUACCUCCAGUUCGCGCACCCCCAUGCGAACACAACAACGCUGCUGUUUACGAGCCUGGCCGAAUACAAGCUGAGGGGGGAGUUUGCCUCGCCGCACACCACCAUCACAUUUCACUCGGAGCUCGCACGCUCGCACGACCUGGUACUGGGCCAAGGCACGGUUGUCGAGGGUCGCGGUGUGACCGUGGACGAAGCGCGCUUCCUGCUCAUGUGUAUGCAGAAGUUUUAUGUUGUCAAUGAGGAGGGCACGGCCAGGGGCGAGCUGCUGGACAUGUUCACCCGCGGGGAUGGAGGAUUCAAAGUGGAGCGGUUGCUCGAGGAGGCCGAAAAGAUUGUAUAGUGCAUAACGAACAAGAUUGUAUAUAGACUGGGCGACAGAUGCCGAGCUGUACGAACAGAUUUGUAAAAUAAUAGCGACACCAACACAUACAAUCUUGCUUUCCCCUAGGAGUUGGGCAGACGAGGAGAAGCUUAAUUUGUACAAGCAUGUCGAAUGGCCCUGGGUUGUUUUACAGGCCCGUGGCUGUGACUUCACAUGCUCUGGGUUGUGCCGGGACGUGGUAGUGUCCUUUGUCGUAUCGGAGAUGAAAGUCGUGAUUGCUGGCACUUGAAGACAGUACCCGCCGGUCUCUGGAUUG
This is a messenger RNA of Paraphaeosphaeria sporulosa, 1535 nucleotides long. Its product is annotated as ATP11-domain-containing protein. The coding region runs from base 209 to 1237 and encodes 342 amino acids. Gene Ontology annotation, cellular component: mitochondrion. Gene Ontology annotation, biological process: mitochondrial proton-transporting ATP synthase complex assembly. NCBI's taxonomy places the organism in Eukaryota, Fungi, Ascomycota, Dothideomycetes, Pleosporales, Didymosphaeriaceae. The transcript has a single exon. The record is from RefSeq and is a predicted model, not a curated record.